Molecule: messenger RNA, 4200 nt
Organism: Paramecium pentaurelia
Lineage: Eukaryota; Ciliophora; Oligohymenophorea; Peniculida; Parameciidae
Source: the annotation of a GenBank genome assembly
AUGAUCAAAAUGUGUUUAGCUUCUUGCUCUUAGUUUAAUGAAGACUUACUGAUCAACAGCUCAAAUCCUAUGGAAAUAAUCAAUUACACUUAUGAAUCAAGCCCAAUUCAAUUUGAAUUUUGGAGUUUCUAUAUUGCAUCUUAUCAAGUAACCAGCUACCCUUGGAUUGAAUAAGAGCCAGAUAGAGGGUAAAAAAAAACACAAUUACUUUUUGUUAUUAAAAAUUUAGAUGAUAAUCAAGUAUUGUCAUUUAUUUAUUUAAAUUUACUUACAAAUACCUAAGUAAUUCAUAGUCUUUAUUUUGAUGGUAAUAUGAAUGAUUUAUUAUUUAAUCCGAGUGAUUAUGAAGGGGUUUGGAUAUUGAAUGUGAUAACUAUUAACGAUUUAAUGAUUUAAUACGAAACAAAAGAUAAUUAAAUUUAAAAUUAAAAUUAAUUUUAAUUUAUUUUUAAAAAUAAAAUAAAUAAUAUUUAAUUAGUCGUUGGAGGAUCAGGAAUUGUAAUUAUAUUAAUCAUAUUUUAGAUUAAUAACAAAUAUCAAUUAGGGAUCUUUAGAGGAAGACUUUCAAAGUUAUUCAUUCAUAAUGACUUAAGGGAUAGUUACUUAAUAUAUUUGAACAGAAUUAAAGAAUUAAGAAUAAAAGAGUUUGAAUUAACGAUAGAGUUGAUUCCAAAUUUAGUCAAUUUUGAUGGAAAGUAAUAACAAAAGAUUGAAUUCUAAUAAUUUGGAAAGACAUUUAGUAUUUAUGGAUGGGUAAAAUAUUUUACUUAAGAUGUUUUCUAAUUGAAGAAGUAUUUAUUAGUUAGACUAACAAUCUUUAACAAUUACAAAGAUGAGAUAGAUGUAGGGGAUGAAAUACUGAAAAUUACAGUAGAUUUGGAUCCAUCAGAUUAAGCAAGAUGUGGAUAUGAUUUAAUAUCUCAUCAUUAUUGGAUGCCAUAUCCUUAAUUAAUAAAUGAAAAUGCUUAGAAUGAUCGUAUUAGCUUAAGAGGCAACUUAGAAUAUUUUCAAAUUUUAUCAAAUUGGCAUUUCAUAUCAUUUCAGCAUGGAAUAGAAGAAAAUGGUUCAAAAUCUAAAUUUAAGUUAACUCAUAUUGACAAUAAUAAUUUGAUAACUAAUACUUAUUAUCUUGGGAACAACUAAUUUAGCAAUUUAUUUAUAAAUAAAAAAUAUUAUGCUAUUUUUGGAGGGGAUUAUACUGUUGAUGAAAAAAUGAAAGGAUAAAUAGCUAGUUUUUAUUUUAAAUCCAAUUUUAAAGAAGAUUUAAACUUUAAUUAUAGUAUCAUUGUUUUAUAAUCUUAGUUUGCCAUUAUAGUUGCAAAACUUGCUUUGGUCCAUUGUUUUCAAAUUGUUUAACCUGCAAAGAAAAUGAUGAAAGAGUUAUGUUGGAUUUACAUUAAUGUGUAUGCCAAAUAGAUUAUUUUGAAAGAGAUUAAAAGUGUUAAUCUCAAUAAGAAAUAUUUCCGACUUUAAUUUUUAAUGAGGUUUAAAUAUACAAUUAAAACAUAUAAUGUUUAUUUGGAUACUUUUAUCUACCUGUGAAUUAAUAGUGCAUAAGAUGGUAAUAAUUUACAAUUAAAUAGUCCUUAAUGGAAUUCUUAUAAUUUGUUGUGCGCAGAUUGUUUAUUGAAUCCUAAUGCAUGGUAUAUACGACCAAUUUGUACUAUAGACUUUAUCACUUAAUAAUUAAAUAAAGAAGAAGAUGCCUAUUCUAAAUAAAUGAGAUCUCCUCUACAUUAUGAUCUUUAUUACAUUGAUCAAAAUUAUAACUUAAUAUUAUUAGAAGGAGUGUCCGAUUAUUGUGACAUCAAGUAAAUAAAUUCAUAAAUUUGUUACUAAUUAAAUAUUCAACAUUUACAAACUGAUACAUUUGUUAAUUGUAAAGAAAAUCGAUAUUAUGCUAAUCAGAGCUGCAUUUUAUUAGAUAAUGCAUGUGUUAAAUUAAAUUAAAGUGAAAUAAAAUGUAUUUAAUGUUUAACUGGAUAUUAUAUAUCAGAUUAAGGCACAGCUUGUUUAUUGUGUCCAGAAUCCUGUCCAUAUUGUUAAAAUUAGAAUAACUGUAAAUCUUGUUAACCAAAUUAUGGACUUUCUAAUGGAAAAUGUAUACCAUGUGGCGACUUUUGCAAAAUAUGCCAAUAAUCACAAUAAUCAGAAAUUAUGCAGUGUCUAAGUUGUAUUGAUAAUCAAUUAUAUUAUUUAUCAUUAAAUGGAUAGGAUUGUAAGGUAAACCAAAUAGAAAAUUGUGUAUAUGCAUUCGAAAGUUCUUAAUCAGAUUUAACUGUGAAUUCAUUAGAUUAUAGCUUUAUACCUUAUUAUUAAGCAACAAUCACUAAAUGUGCUAAGUGCAAAGAAGGCUAUUAUUUUCAUGAAGUUGAAUUAACCUGCAAGGAAUAUUAUCCAGAUUUAUGCUAAACACCUUUGUUAUAAAUAACAGAAAAUAAUGGCUAAGAAUUUGUUUGCUUAUUUGGUGAUUAUAAUCCAGAUUUUCUAAUUUAUUCAUUUACUAAUGAAUGUCCAAGAAUUAAAUAGCGUUGCAUUUAUUGUGUAAUUGAAUAAUUAACAUUUCAUCUUGAAUAUAAUUAUUAUGUUCCUAAAAAGGUUUAUUAUACAUGUCUUGUAUGUGAAAAUGGUUACUACGCUGAAAAAAAAACUGGUGAUUGCCUAUUAUGUCCUUCUGAUUUACAUUGUAUUGCUUGUUAUUAGGAGAAUAAAUUUACGAAAGACAAUUGGAAAAUAGAGAUUCGUGCCUUCUAUAAGGCUUCCAUAGAUUAAAUUUAUGUCGAUCAUAAAUUUACUGAAUAUGGUUUAAGUUAAAAUGAUUCAGAUUAUGAGAUAAUAUGCACCAAAUGUUAAUAUGGAUAUGAACUUCAUAAAGACAGAUGCAUUAAUAUUUGUCCUGAAUGGUGCUUAGAAUGUGUUAUAGAAAAUUAUACAAAUAUCUGUGUUAAAUGUCCUUUGGGGUUCAAAGGAAGAAAUCGAAGCCUGGUAGAUAACUAAUGUAUUUCUUGUCCAAAAAAUUGUAAAUUGUGUUAAAAAAGAGAUGAUAAAUUAAUACUUUCUAUUAACCCACUAUUUAACAAUUAAGAGUUAUCAUAUUUCUCAUAUUAUUGCAUUGUGGGAUUUGACAACACAAUUUUUGAUGAAGAAUUAGGUUUAUAUGUGGAUUGUGAAGAUGGUUCAUGCUUCAAAUAAAUUAUUAUCAAUCUAAAUUUAUUUUGUAAUAACACAGAAUAUCAACAACAAAUUGGCAAAUUGUAAAAUGAGGAGUAAAUAUAAAAAUUUAAGCUUGAAAAUAUUCUAAGUGAAGAGUUGUUUUCUUCUUAAAGUUUUUCAUAAGUAAUAAUUCUUUUAGCAAUUUUAGUUUGAAACAUAAGAAUUUUAUUAGAUGGCUAAUGAAAAAUAAAUUAAACAAAUUUUGAUUAAAAUUGUUAGUUUAUAACAAUAAAGUUGUAAUGUAAUAAAUAAAUUGCAAAUCUCUUAGUAGUUUAGCUCUAAUAUUUUUUCAGCGAUGUAUUUAUAAUUAUAAAGUUUAGAGAUGUAGAACUUGAAAUUUAGGGCAAUGGUAUAACAACUUUUCAAUUUUAAUAUUUAUUUUCUUUUGUUAAUUUUAAGAAAGUACGAAUUGAAGGUAUAUCUAUUGAGAUAGAGAAGCUUUAGUAUAGUAGCUCAAAUUUACUUAAAUUUACAAGUAUCUUUGAGUAAACAGUUGAAUUAAUUAAUAUAAAUUACGAUCAGGACUAAGACUAUGAUUAAGCAACUUUUUAUACAAUAAUAGAAAAUGCUAAAAAUGUCUUAAUAUAAAACUUUUUUGUAAAAAAUUAUAAAAAACAAUUUCAUAUCGAAGCUUUGUUGAAGAUUGAAUAAACAUAAUCAGAGUAGACAAUCAAAAUAUCGAACUGCAUUAUUACGAGCAGUUCAUUUUUGGAUUUACAUUUAUUAUGGUUUAAUAUUAAAGAAAAUGAUUAAGUAGAAAUAGAAGAUUUAAAUAUUGAAACCACAAUUUUUAAUUAGUCAUUAAUAUAUUAAUUAAAUGGUAAAUUAUUAAUGAAUAAAAUAAGCAUCUAAGAAUGUCAGAUAUAUUCUUAAAAUGGAUUAUUUUAAAUAGAUUCUUUAAAAUAUUUCGAAUUAAUAUCAUUAGAUUUUAUUUUUAAUUAGAUUUAUUCUGGCAAAUUUUACAUCUUAAUCCAAAUUCUUCGUUGA